AUGGCUGCUCAGGUGGGACCUCUGCCACAGCUCAAGCUGCCUUCGGGCCCUACGCCAAUCACUGCCGAACAACGAUACUGGAAGACGUUCAAGAACCAGCUUCUGAUUCCGUCACCAACAUCGUAUCCCGUCGUUCACAUCUCGGCCAAUAACGAUUCUUUCGCAGUCACCACAGGCACACGCAUUCAGAUCUACUCGAAUCGAACGCGCAAGCUUCAAAAGACUAUUACGCGCUUUGGGGACGUCGCACGUAGCGGUGAGAUCAGGAAAGAUGGAAGGGUACUGGCGGCUGGUGAUGAUACGGGAAAGAUUCAGGUCUUCGAUGUCAAUUCUAGGGCGAUCCUCAAGACAUGGACGCAGCAUAAGCAGCCAGCUUGGACAACCAAGUUCUCGCCGACUGAGCUGACGACCUUGUUGAGCGCUAGCGACGAUAAAACUGUUCGACUUUGGGAUCUCCCAAGCAACGACCCGACGACUACAUUUGUUGGUCACUCAGACUACGUUCGAUGCGCCAACUUCAUGCCUGGCACCAUGUCCAACAUGAUUGUCUCAGGAAGCUAUGACUCGACUGUCAAGCUUUGGGACCCCAGGGCAGGAAGCAACAGUGCGGUCAUGACUUUCAAGCAUGCUGCGCCUAUUGAAGAUGUGCUGUCUAUGCCCACUGGAACCGCAGUUCUUGCAGCUGCGGGUGAAUCCAUCAGCGUUCUCGACCUUGUUGCCGCGCGCCCUCUGCACAUGAUUACCAACCACCAGAAGACAGUCACUUCUCUCAGCCUCGCGUCCAAUGGCCGACGACUUGUCAGUGGUGGCCUGGAGGGUCAUGUUAAAGUGUUCGAAACGACUGGAUGGAACGUUGUCUCGAGCACCAAGUAUCAAUCUCCCGUCCUGUCCGUCAAGGUUAUCCCGUCUAGUGAUGAUGCCGAUUCAAGCGACCGACAUCUGGCAGUUGGUAUGCAGUCUGGUGUUCUUAGUGUGCGAACCCGCCUCACUGGAGCCGAGGCCAACAGAGAAGCCGAACGGGAGAAGGAAAUGGCUGCUCUGGUUGCUGGAACCAUUGAAGCCCAUGAUGCCAAACGUAAGAAGCGGAAGAGGAGAGUUACCGCAGCAAAGAAGUUGGAUAUGGUUGGCGAGGGGGCCGAUGUUGUCAUUGCAAACGAGUCUCGCGCCUACAAGAAAAAGGAGCGCCCGUGGCAGAGUGACCUACGACAUGCUCGAUAUGCGCGUGCACUCGAUCAAGUCCUCGACAAAGACUCACCUGAGCAUUCACCUCUCAACGUGCUGACCCUUCUCCUGGCCCUUCGCCAUCGCAGUGCUCUCCAAGAUGCCUUGGAGUCUCGAGACGAGCACACAGUUCAGCCGAUCUUGAAAUGGGUUUGCAGUCACAUCUGUGACCCUCGAUAUGUUAGUGUCUGCGUAGAAGUUGGCCUCCACCUUCUCGAGCUCUACGCAGAGUUCGUAGGUGGUUCAGCAGAGCUGCAUGAAGGCUUUAGGACUUUACACCGCCGAGUUAGGGUCGAGGUGGAGAGAGCUCAGGUAGCAUGCCAAACCGGAGGUAUGCUCGAGAGUCUGAUGGUCGGGACCCUCUAA
Messenger RNA from Fusarium musae, 1587 nucleotides. RefSeq lists its product as uncharacterized. The record is from RefSeq and is a predicted model, not a curated record. Bases 1 to 1587 code for a protein of 528 amino acids. Gene Ontology annotation, cellular component: nucleolus. Gene Ontology annotation, molecular function: protein binding. The transcript has a single exon. Lineage: Eukaryota; Fungi; Ascomycota; Sordariomycetes; Hypocreales; Nectriaceae. Gene Ontology annotation, biological process: positive regulation of transcription by RNA polymerase I; rRNA processing.